Penicillium malachiteum is the source of this 633-nucleotide messenger RNA. RefSeq lists its product as uncharacterized. The coding region runs from base 1 to 633 and encodes 210 amino acids. The transcript has a single exon. Lineage: Eukaryota; Fungi; Ascomycota; Eurotiomycetes; Eurotiales; Aspergillaceae. The record is from RefSeq and is a predicted model, not a curated record.
AUGCAAACAAAAGGAAAUCCCCCCCCCAAAAGUCUUUCUGAAUUUGUGAUUGAAGUUCUAGACCCCUUCACCUCAGGUGGAGCAAAGAAAGCUAAGUCAGACUGUCUAGCCAAACGCAAUAAAAGAAAAACUCCAGGUGGUGACUUGAAUCUUGAUGAACUAGAAAGAGAUCUCGCGAGCACUCUUUUUGAAGCUGAGACCCUCGACAAGUUCCGAGAGACCAUUGCAAAGCAUCCAAAAGGAACUUUCCACUUCGAAUACGGAUGUGCAACCUUUCAUUACAGGGAGUUGGACGAUGGGAUCUCGUCAACUGAAAAGGGUGCUAGCCCCCAGGGCCCCGUUCAAGUGAUCCCCGAAGAAGAAGAAACCAGUUCCAAACCCACAGACAACAAGGGAGAUCCCAUGGUGGAACUGCACUUGCGGAUUCAAAAGCUGGAGGAGUCUCUUGGCAUGUCAGAUAAAGGUACGGAUGAGGAGAGAUCAACGUUUUUGGACCGCAUGGAGUUCCUUGAGGCGGAAUUUAAGCGCCUGCAGUGCGCUCAAGAGGAAAUCAAACGAUCCACUUUGGAACUGAAGGAGAAGCUCCAUGAGCAGCCUUCCACACCUUUCUGGAACAUUGACCUGGCCGACUAG